This is a messenger RNA of Portunus trituberculatus (swimming crab), 1789 nucleotides long. RefSeq lists its product as uncharacterized. NCBI's taxonomy places the organism in Eukaryota, Metazoa, Arthropoda, Malacostraca, Decapoda, Portunidae. Bases 463 to 1707 code for a protein of 414 amino acids. The record is from RefSeq and is a predicted model, not a curated record. The transcript has 3 exons.
UAUACAGUUCACGACUUAGCAACUCUUGCGCCAACAUACGUACGUACGUACGUACGUAUAUACAUAUUUAAACUAUCCCAGAUGCCUUGCUCCUCGCACUUCAUUAUUUUCUAGUACGUGGACACAGCCGCCAGCCUGCUGCUACUAUCGUUCCAGACAAAAGGCUUCGCCCUUACAUCAGUACAGAAUAUAGACAGCCUUGUGCGAGUUCCACUGAGCGAGUGAAGGCUCCCAAACGCAAAACUCCCCCUGCUGCAUCACACUCAACGGCAAUAUUUUGUGUAUAACAUGUUCUAACGGGAAACCAGAGCCUUGUGCAACAAUCUGUGCCUUCGACUUGUAGCCAAAGGCACACCGGACGAUCGUCGUCACAGGACAAGAAUCCAGAACGUGUGGCUCAGUCUGCACCGCCACACGCACACAGCCACUGCUCCACCGAUUGUGAAGUGAAAUCCACAAAACAUGGCCAAAUUUUUGCCUAUUAUUGGUGAAGCAUACACCACAGUUGAAAGUGGCAUUUUAAUCGGGUGUGCUGGUGUGUUCAAAGUCUUUGGGGAUGACAAAGCUGCCAGUGAAUUUGUUGAUUGUGCAGGCAAAUCAUGGAGGGAAUACAGUGAAACAAGUGCUCUGGCAGCUCCUAUCAAUGCAAUAAUACAUGACAGCAAGGGAGAUCAUAAAAAAGCAAUGAAGAUUAGAGAUUCUUACCUGAAUGCAGCAUCAUCUUGUGCAGAUGGCAUUCCUGUAGUGGGGCAUGCUAAAGGGCUUGUUCACUAUGCGAUGGGCGACGUACAGAAAGGGCAUAAGUCAAUGGAAGCCUCUACAAGAAAUGUGGCAGUUUUAGGCGCUGGACUUGCUACAGGGGGACUUGGUGCUGGAGUGGCUAUAGGAGCUGUUGCUGGGAUUGGUGCUGGGGUUGCAUAUGACGCCACAGCGACUAUUGUUGAUGAUGCAGUAAACGGGGAGGACUCAACACUCCAUGGAUCUAUUGCUUUGAUUCGUCCAGAUAGAAUGAACCCAAAUGAACUUGUUGGCGUUCUCAUUGGUAUUGUUGGUGAUGGUCUAACUGGUGCAGGUGGAGCUGAAUGGGGAAAAAAUAUUCGGAUAAAAAGAUCAUUACAGAAUGCUUACAAGAAUUCACAGGAUCUCAGGCAGACAGGAAUUGAUCAUAAAACUGCAACUAAACUUACUAUGGAAGCUGCUGAAGCGAGCAAAAAAGCAAAAGGAGCAUUGAAGAAACAAGUUAAAUAUGCAACCAGUGAAGUUGUAGACUCAGCUACUGGUCAGAAAGGCGUUGGUCAUAGUGGAAGAUAUAACAAGCAAAUGAGGAUGGAGAAUUAUGAAAGUUUUGGCUAUAAAUCCAAAACUGCUGCUAAAAAAGCCAAAGUUUACGGUGAACCAUCUCAUCUCCAAACCAGAUAUGAAAAUGUUCAGCAAGUUAUUCAAAACCUCAAGCUGCAUGUGCUGAACACCCAGCAUUUGAUCAAAUGGCGAACAAGAAUCCAAAUUACAACCCCAGGAACGUCACCACAGCUACUGUCUAUAAGAAUAAAAAUAACUUUAGCACUGCACAACGCUGUAAGAACUGUCAUGCCUACGGUCCUGGAAUGGGAAACGUGGUUACAGAUUGUAUUCCUAACAGAACUCCUGUUCCCACUCCUGGUUAUGAGGCACGUGGUGCUAGGUUUACCCUUGUUGGUAUUGCCGUAAACAAUGACGAUGAGUAUGAAACAGAUAGUGACUGAAAGUUCAGCUUCAUAACAUUUUUUGGAGAAUAUGUGUGUGUGUGUGU